CAGCUUACUACUAGCUAGCUAGAGAUCAGUUAACAGCUGAUUGUGGACACCAGCUACGUACGUACACAUCCUCGCUCACAGGUUGCAAAAUGGCUUCUCUCUCGAGUAGUCCAUGGCUUCAUCUCCUACUGUUUCUCGUGGCCAUGGGCGGCACGUUCGCGGCCGCCGGUGGCAGCGGGAACCCCACCGCCGGGUUCCAGAAGGUGCAGCUCGCCGACGGCGAUUUCCAGGUGCAGAGCCCGUACAACGUGCCGGAGAGCCAGCGGUUCCAGUACCGCAACGGUGUGCGGACGUUCUGGGUGCACCGAAAUGACAAGCCCUUCAACACCGUCACCCACACCAACCCGCGCUCUGAAGUCAAGCUCCGGGGCCACGACUACUCGUCGGGGGUGUGGCAAUUCGAGGGCUAUGGCUACGUGCCGUCGGGGACCUCCGGCGUGUCGGUGAUGCAGAUCCACAACGAGGAGGGCGCCGCGCACUCGACGGUGUUGAUGUUGCACGUCUACGACGGCGUCCUUCGGUUCUACAGCGGGGCGGCCAUCGAGCCCGACAUCUACGACCGGUGGUUCCGCCUCAACGUGAUGCACGACGUCGGCGCGUCCACGGUGGCCGUGUACGUCGACGGCGAGCGAAAGUUCAGCACCAGCGUGACCCCCAGCGAGUCCUACUACUUCAAGUUUGGGGUGUACAUGCAGCACCAUGACCAAUCCAGCUGCAUGGAGUCACGAUGGACCAACGUCACGCUCUAUACUAAGCACUAGGCGGUAGAUAGCCAUGUGUGUUGGUAAUGCGUACUAGCAUGCCGUAUAUGUUUACACCACCCUAUGUAUUACAUUAUUACCACCAGAAGUUGAAUAAAGGUUGUUGCUUGGAGUAGUACACGCA
Triticum urartu is the source of this 885-nucleotide messenger RNA. RefSeq names its product citrate-binding protein-like. Lineage: Eukaryota; Viridiplantae; Streptophyta; Magnoliopsida; Poales; Poaceae. The record is from RefSeq and is a predicted model, not a curated record.